GGUGUUUUUAGAAUUCUGACUGACCGGCCACCACCACAUGGCCAGUAGACGGUAGUAUUCGUUCUGACGCGGUCGUUAAAACAUUCGCGCACUCCGUUCAUUCUUUAAAAAUACUCGUACAAGUCUUGCUUCUUCGUACCCGGAGUUCCAGAAAUUUCAAACUAAAAAGACAAUGGCACCCAAAAUCAUGUCGCUGAUCAUCUUGUCGGUUGCGUCCGCUGCAGUGUUAGUCUCGGCCGCUUCCCCGCCGUUUCAAGAACGCAAAGCCAUAGUUGUUCUCAAGGGACCCGGUCAGGUGAACGGUAACGUGACAUUUAUCCAGGCUAAUCGCGGUGGCCCGGUUAUGAUAACAGGAGUGGUGUCCGGUCUUACCGAAGGACCACACGGUUUCCACGUUCACGAGAAAGGAGACGUGAGCAACGGAUGCAUAUCCACCGGAUCGCACUUCAACCCACAAGGGAACAAACACGGCGGUCCCAAUGACGAAACCAGACACGCCGGUGACUUGGGCAACAUCCAAGCAGACAACACGGGGGUGGCGCAAUUCUCUUUCUCCGACCCUCUCAUCUCGCUGGUCGGUGCCCACAACAUCCUCGGCCGCGCUGUGGUCGUGCACGCCGACACCGACGACAUGGGCCGUGGAGGAUUCACCGACAGCCUGACCACCGGACACGCCGGUUCCAGGGUGGCAUGCGGAGUCAUCGGAAUCCUUGAUCCAGUUACGGCGUGGGACAAAUCGGCGGGUCACAGAAGUACGACCACAUCACACGUUUUGUUACUGACAGCCGUGGCCGCGAUAGCAUCCACGUUGGCCGCCAAUUCGUUGUAAUCUUCUAUGCGUCUAUGUCUAUGUCUAUAUGCUCUAUCCACCUGCAUCUCUACCGCUACGCCACCGUUGCGCGUCAUCACAAAAAUCUUCUGUUAUGAUAUUUUUUUUUUGUUUGAAAAACCAUUAUUAUUAUCACUAUAAAUUAAGACCUUACUGACCCCCCCCC
Molecule: messenger RNA, 995 nt
Organism: Aphis gossypii (cotton aphid)
Lineage: Eukaryota; Metazoa; Arthropoda; Insecta; Hemiptera; Aphididae
Product: superoxide dismutase [Cu-Zn]
Exons: 5
Coding region: 173-829 (218 amino acids)
Biological process (GO): removal of superoxide radicals
Molecular function (GO): superoxide dismutase activity; copper ion binding
Source: RefSeq, a predicted model, not a curated record